This is a messenger RNA of Gallus gallus (chicken), 6954 nucleotides long. RefSeq lists its product as uncharacterized. Bases 4386 to 6470 code for a protein of 694 amino acids. Lineage: Eukaryota; Metazoa; Chordata; Aves; Galliformes; Phasianidae. Gene Ontology annotation, molecular function: protein binding. The transcript has 11 exons. The record is from RefSeq and is a predicted model, not a curated record.
CACCACAACCACGGCAGGACAAGGCUCUGGUGGGCACUGGUGUGAAAUGUUCUCUAACACUAUCAGGUUACUAAGGGGCAGAACCUACCUGUAUUUCUGGAGGGACAGGGGGAUCCCAAGAGUUAACUGUGCUGAAAGCCAAAGUGAGCCUAACUGGGAAGGAGUGGUGAAAGCAUCCUUUUGUGACUGGCUAUGAGGAUCCGUGCAUCUUUGCUAUAGAUCACCUCAGCAGAGUGUACUUCAUGGACCCCAAAGGAUACUGGGGGGCUUUUGGUAUGGAGAUGGAGGACACAAAGCAGCUGUCUACCUUGCCUGGUCUCACAGAGGACCCUUCUGUUGAGGAGCUGCUAAGAGUAGAAGAAGGUGCCAAUCGCUGCUACGACAAUACCCCGGAGGCAAUAUCACACCAACCAGGACUCCCCAGUUCCCAUUCAUCAGCUGAUUUGCCAACUGGAGAACCAAGGAGUAAGCAGCAAGACUCACAAACCCUCCAUAGUCCCAUAUAGUCAGUGAGAAAGUCCAAAGGAGAGUGGAAGCUAACAGCGGACUGUCAUGGCCUGAAUGAAGUCCCAGUGCCCCAGGCCAGUAGCAGCAGCAAAACACAGCACUAAGAGAAGGGCAAUGGGAGCAGUGUCAUCUGGAACUGGCGGCUCCAGCACAGAGCUGGGCUUGCAUCCUGCUGCGCCUGCACAUCCGAGCCCCGUUUCCAGGCAGCACCUGCCUUCCACCACAACACAUUAAUAACCUUGAUGACAGUGGCCUACUUUCCAUCCACCUGUGCCACAGCUGGCUAGUCACCAUUUCCUAUCGAGCCCUGGUCCUGGUUGCUCCACCACUGGAUGAACUGGUCUCCUGGAGUAACGACAGCCAGGAGGACCUGUUGGUGAGCCAAGUGUGUCACUGCCAUCCAGCAUCUGGGGUGCAGGUCACACUGUGAUUCACAGCAUGUCCUGGUCUGUGGGGCAUUCUGGAUCACCUGCGUGGGUGCCCUGAGCCCUCAUGGAAGACCAUGACUGGUAGUGCCUCUUCAAGCUCCCCAGGGGGUGAUUGACUCCUAAUUCAUUCCAGAGGUGUGACCUCCCUCAUGGCCAGAGGCAAGGCAGCACCCCCCUUCCUUCCCUUUGCAAAGGUCUGAGGUCUGCUCAAGUUCUUCCCCUUGGAUUGACCGCAAGCUGGAGGCACAUGUGUCUUCGUGCACACAUCUUUACAACAAAGAGCAGCUGCUCCGUGGGCACGGUGCCACAUCCACUGCUAUCACCAUCCUGCCAGGACACAGUGUCCUUCUCUCUCCUUCCCCACCCUGUCAGCCUUUGUGGGAAGGAAAGUCACAGCACUGUGGCUGGAGGUCUGACACAUCCUGAAAGCUGGGGGAAGCCGUCAGCCCCAGUUGAUCACGUGGAAGAAAGAGAAAGCUGGGGAUGCAGCUGCUGUACAAAAUACUGGGACAGCUCAGGGUCCUGCUGGCAGCAAGGUGAGGUCACCAUCCCCUCCAAAGCAUGGCUGGAGCAGGGCAACGCAAGACGAAGUGCUGUGCAUCCUGCAGAAGCCCUGCUCUCACUGCGAGCUGUGCCACCUUCCCCCCUCUUGCCAGGCCACUGGCUCCAGCUCACUGGAAAAACAGCUGCUUGGCUUUUUCUUCCCUAUUCAUCUGGUUCCUUCCGGGCUCAGGAUAUUUUGGGCACUUCUCUGUUCCCAGCUACCCUGGGUGGCAUAGGCGGUUCCUCAGGAUUUGCUUUCCUCUGGACUCUGUGGAGGCUGAGAGCUGAAAAGGGGAAAUGCCAAGCCCUUUAUUUCAGACCUGCAUGUGGAAGGGGAGAUUCACAGCUCCACCAUACUCGCACACACCUUCAGCUGCCUGUGGAAGAGAGCUGUGAUGCGUGGGGCCAGCAUGUGGGGCUGGGUGGAGCGUUUUGGGAGCAGCAUUGAAGAGUCUUGUGCAAUGAAGGAGGUGCGGAGUGAAGGAUUUGUGUAGGAGUUUGAGAGCUGCUCUGCUACAGCAGCGAGACUCCAGACACAGUAUGCUAUCACUGCCAGAGGGCAGAUGGGUACAAAAACGAGGGACAGAAAGAAGUGAGAAGUAUUGGUCUUGGAGCACAGGUGCCCUGAAAAUGGCACCAUCAGGAAGCAGGGCUUGGGAGGAAGCUGAAGCAUCAUUUGAAAUCCCACAGUUCCCACUUCCUGGGCUUAGCCAGGUUCCCUGUCCAAGAAGCAGGGUGGGAUGUGCUGAGGCAGCCCUGGGGAGGGCAGCGGGAGGGGCUGGACCAGAUGUGGAGCUGCCUGGAGGUCUGAGCUGCAAACCCCACUUGUGAGCAUAUCUUCUCCAAACCAAAACACAGCAGCCCACGUCCCUCUGGCUUCACUCCGCCCUGCUCCCAGCUGCAUGCUGCUUAUGUCCAUUUUGGUGUGCUGAAAAUACCUUUCUGGGUGUUCAGCAAGUGCAUGGCUAUGUGGGAGUGGAUGGUAGUCUGCAGCGAAGGGGAGUGGGGCAGCAUUUGAGGGCCGUGGUGACAGACUUGGGAGACCAGCGCCACAAGAGGGAGUCCCUGCCCAGGCUGCAAAACACCCCAAUGCAGUCUGUGACAGCCCAUGGUGACCACUGCAGGGAUCCCUCUGUGCUCCUGUGCCACUGGGGCACCUUCCUUCUGCCACCACUCUGCAGGAGGCUGGGACAUCUGGGGUCUGUCAUCAGCUUGGUGAGCUCCUAUGCUCACAGCUCCAUACCCUUGAAAGACGUCAUGACCGUCCCUAUUGUCAGCUCCCCUGCGGCACAGGUUAGCAUAGUGCUGGCCUUUCUUCUGCUGGUGACACUGCAAGGUAGUUGGUGGGUUAGAUGAUGGAGAUCUCUUGGGAUUCUGCAGGCAUUUUCAGUCUCUGCCCACCAGCAGAGCAUCUGGACUCCAAGCCAGGAGUCCAUGUCACACGGUGCCACACCAUGCCCUCAGUGUUAUUCCCUAUCAGAAGUAAGACUGCUUGUAAAUUGCAGGUGGUUUGGGUUUCCCUCCUUUCAGCCCAAAGAUCUGAGUGCGAUUAGUUCACUGCUAAUCGAGUGAUCAUGGAUGGAACCGUCAGGAAACAGCUCAUCAAUCAUACUUACGGUGGCCAAACCUGCAGCCUCGAGGCCUCAGUCCUCCUGGGGGAGGAUUGUGUGGCUGGAUAGAUUUCUUGUUGGCAAAAACAUAUGCAUUCUCUGAAUGCUACACAGGAAAUCAAUAUUAGAAAGCAUCUACCGACGUGCUGAGAUGACUUUAUGAGGCAGUCCUGCUCUAAGGGCUAAAACAGUGUAUGUGAAGCACAAACAGCCCAGAUGUCACAUGUCUGUGGAGGCCCAGUGGGUGUUCUGAUGGAGAUGGAGCUCCGUAAAUCGUGCUGUACUGAGCAAGGAUUUGUGAUCUGCUGACUCGGCAGCCUCUUGGAAACCUUCACUUAUUUGGAUUCUGCGCUGGGGAUCCCUAUGAAAUGAGGCAUCAUCUGUUGAACCAGCAGCUGCAAUGCUAUGCUGUGUAGGAGCUAGGCAUGCGAUUGAGUGCUGUGGCCUUUAGUGCAGCAUUUCAGCAUUUUUUCCUAUUGUCUGUUAUACACCGAGAAAACAAAUUAAAAAAAAAAAAACAACCAUAAAAAAAGAAGAUAAAUUUCCUAACAUACACAAAGGCCCUGCUUGAUGUAGCCAAGAACAAUCUUCUCUGCCCAGCUUCUGAAAGAUUCUCUUACCCCAGUAUUGUAUGCACCGUCCACCUUGAGGUGCUUCACAUCCUAAAAGCCACGGAGGAAAUGCGGGACAGAGCAGGGCAGCAGGGGAUGACUGAUGGAGAAGGCAGACAAGCUGCAUGUGGUGGGUUCAAGAGCUCAGUGGAUGUGGAAGGUCCACAGUCGGGGCUCAACAAUGGAGUUGUGGCAGCUGGACUUGGUCAAGGCAGUGAGCAGGGAGACUUCAUAGCAAAAGUGGUACACGGUUCCUCCUACUGACUUAGGGGAGAAAAGUGGACAUACCUUCACCCUGAGGAUCUUGUUAGCUCUAACAAACAGCUUAAGAUGAGAGUGGUGGGCUGAACUCAGACUGCAGCCAGGCACUUCCCAGGUACUCUCCCAUGCAUCUCAGGAGGAGGAGGAGAUGGAGGUUUAGGUUAGGGGUCAGGGAGAGCUUUUUCAUGUAAGGAGUGGUUAGGGUAUAGAAAAUGCUGCCCAGGGAAGCUGCCAUCCCUGGGGUUAUUUAAGAGGUGGGUGGAUGUGGUACACAGGGACACGGUGUAGUGAAGGACUUGGUAGCGUUAGGUGGCUGUUGGACUUCAUGAUCUUACAGGUCUUUUCUAACCCAAAUGUUUCUAUAAUUCUACAAAGACACUGCUCCUCAGGCUCCUGGCACUGCUGCAUAAGGAUGAAGACAGGGGAUGGGGAUGGGAUUGAGGAUGAGGAUGAGAAUGAGGUUGGGGAUAGAGGUGGGGAUUGGGAGGGAGGUGAUGUGGGUCCAUCCUGCGGCCUCUGCAGCUCCUUCCUCCUCCCUUCCCACCAGCUGCAGGCAAGAACCUGUCUGGAUGCUGCAGCACCUCCUGCCUGCAGUUUCCCCCUUUUCUCCUCUGUCCCCACCCCCAGGCAGUGUUUUGCCCCUCAAGUUCUCCCUGAGGCAGUGGAGUGGCUCUGAGGAGUCUUUGGAGGUGUCUCAGUGCGUGUGGGCAAGGAGCAGCUCUGUGGGUGCUGACUGCCCAAAGAGGAAGCUCCUCACUCCAUGUGUGAUUUCCCUCGGUUGUUGUUUCAUUUCUGUGUUUGCACCUCUCCCUCCAGUGCAGACACCUUUCCCCGGCAGUGCUGAGUGGGACACAGGCUGUGGUCUUGGCAGCAGCAUGGCCCUACAAGGGCUGGUGCUGGCCUUCCUGCUGGUCCUCCUCCCUCAGCUGGGGAAACAGAGAGAGUCUUCAGGAGCGGGAGCAGUUUCAGGUAAAACUGAGGAAGGGAAAAGGGAAGAAGAGAAAUGCACGAAGCCACUGUGGGAUCCCAGGAUUCGUUUUGUCCCAGACCAGGAAUCCUACAACCUCAAUAGAACGGUGACACUGGCGUGCCCUGAUGGGUACCGGCCUUCUGCCACGGAGAUCACUUGUGUGAAACCAAGGCCACGCCAAGGCCUCCCAGCUCCUCAGAGCAUCUGGCUUAUGAAGAACAGCACAGGCUCACGGCAGUUGGCAGCAGAAUACGUGAGAUGUGUGGAAACGUGCCAAAGGCCCCACUGGGACCCCAGACUCCGUCUGGCACCAGACCAGGAGAAGUACAGGAAGAACGAAGAAGUGACGCUGAGCUGCCCCGAGGGUUUGCAGCCAUCCUAUCCCCACGUCAGAUGUUCAAGAGAAGAGCAGACCAUCAACCGUGGGAAACCUGUAAACAGGGAAUUAUGGCUGGGAAGGGACAGCAGCGAUACCUGGACUCAUAUUCGGGCCAGUGUGGCGUGUGUGGGGAAAUGUCAGAAGCCCCAGUGGGACCCCAGGAUUCGUUUUGUCCCAGACAAGGCGUCCUACAACCUCAACGAGACAGUGAUUUUGACGUGCCCAGUAGGGUACUGGUUGUCCCACACAGAGGUUUCCUGCAUGGAACAAAACCCUAGGCAAGGCUCUACAGCUUCACAGAGCAUCUGGCAUGAGAAGAACGGCAGAGGACGCUGGCAGCCUGUAGAAAGGAACAUGAUCUGUGUGGAUGUCUUCCAGGUUGUCGCAGGGACCCUAGAGGUUUCCAGCACCAGCAUCAAACUGAACUGGACCUGCAGCUUACCUGAUGCCUGCCAGAACAUGCAGGCCGUGUGCCAGCUGGCAGGGCCUUCCUCUCCUCCCUGUAAGGCUGAGAAGGUCAUGGAACAGGAGAUACUACAUGGUCAGAAGGGAACAUUCGCCUGCCCUCCUCUGCAGCCCUUCACUGUUUACAGCGUCACUAUCUCAGUGCCACCCAGCACGAUCCUGUUCACACAACACCUUAGGACAAAGGCAAUGGUGCCGCAGAAGCCGGAGCAGCUGCAGCUGGAUGCCCGCACGGGGACUCUCAGGUGGAAGGCGCUGCCCUCCUGCCGAGGGGAGAUCGUUGGGUACCAGCUGAACUUCACAGCCAGGAGAGCGCACGAUGGCACCUUCCUGAACUUCCAGCAGGUGACAGUGAACCACUCUGUCACUCAGUACACGCCGCCUCCCCAGAGCCCAGGCAGCAAAUACACGGUGACAGUCCAGGGCCUGACAGCAGCUGGCGCUGGGGAUGCGUCCAGCCUGGAGUUCCAAGCCUACAUCUCAGUUUCAGGGCAGUUUCUGGGCUCCUGGCCAUGGACAGCAGUCACAGUGGUGGUUGUGCUCUCAGUGAUGGUCAUUCUCUCUGCGGUGAUCGUGUGGUUCGUGCUGUCCAGGAGAAGGAAGGCCGUGCCCAUCAAAGCCGAGGAGGACCAUUACAUAGGUAGGGCUCCAGCACAGAGCUGCAGCCAUAUGAAAACUCAGACAUCUACUGUAUGAUCAAGGGGACGUCUCUGUCAGAAGAAGAGGCAGGUACAGGUGGUCAGGACAGAGAGCCAGCAUCCCCACAUCUGCCCAUCCUGGAGUCCUCAGGAGACUGAUCGAGCAGUGGAGAAGAUGGGGAGAACAUCCCUGGAUCAGUGGCGAUGGCACUUCCUGCUGCCUCUUCUUGAGUCUUGGUCCUGCACAGCUGGAAGCAGAACUGCAUGUAUCUUGUGCUCCCACCCAUGUUUUCAGUAAGCUCCUGCAUCCUGCGUCACAGAGCAGGGGCAGCCCAAGGCCUGGGAUGAACUGUUUGUGCCGGCCAAGCAUCCUCCUGCACCUGGCACUGCCCAGUCCUGAGGCAGGGCUUCCCAGCCCCUCUCCACCUUCUGCACCCGUACCCAUCAAGCCCCAGAACUUUGCUGGAGUUCGGCCCAAGUGUGCUGCGCUCACAGCUGUGCUGCUGUGUCUGAAGAGCCAAUAAAUUGUUUUGGUUUUCACA